AACACAGGAAGAGAGGGAGUGUUCAGUAACGUUAGGUCUACUGCAGGGAAGCCUCCGUUACCAGUUAGCAAACAGCUAGCAUAGCUCGUUAGCGCUGUCGUCCGGAGCUCAGCGUUUACAAUUUGAAAUCAGGUGUGGGGCGCUGAUGUGAAGACCAGUACAAGAAGGUGCACAUGAUAUCAGAAUGGAUGGACAGACUCAGAGGAUUCAACUUGUGUCAGCUGACAGCAACAUGGCAUUAGGACACAGAAUCCAGAUUGUAACUGACCCGCAGACUGGCCAAAACAUCCAGAUUGUCACCGCACUUGAAACAUCUUCCCCAGGAAAGCAGCAGUACAUCCUAGCAAAUACUGACUAUUCCCCAGGUGGGAAGGUAAUCUUAGCAAAGCAAGAAGGCUCCCCCAACAAGGUCAUCCUUUCCAGUCCAGACGGCUGUGGGAUUAACCAGCUGUUGUUUACGUCGCAUGACCUGGCUGGGCAGCAGAUUCAGUUUGUGACUGACGGUUCAGACCAGGCCAUUGUGAAGCCGGUUGUGGAGUACUGCGUUGUCUGUGGGGACAAGGCCUCAGGGCGUCAUUACGGAGCUGUCAGCUGUGAGGGUUGUAAGGGCUUCUUCAAACGCAGUAUUAGAAAGAACCUAGUGUACACGUGCCGAAGCUCCAGAGAGUGUGCCAUCAACAAGCUCCACCGAAACCGCUGCCAGUACUGUCGACUGCAGCGCUGCAUAUCUCUUGGCAUGAAACAGGAUUCUGUGCAGUGUGAGAGGAAGCCUGUUGAAGUGACCACAAGGGAUAAAUCUGUCAACUGUGCGGCCUCCACUGAGAAAAUCUACAUCCGCAAAAACCUGUGUAGUCCUCUGGCUGCCACAACCACUUUCAUGACUGACAAAGAAACUGCCAGGUCUACAAGUUUGCUUGAGUCAAGCAUUUUGCUCAACAUUCAACAACCCUUCUCCGAGAUGGAAAAUACUAUCUUGAUUCCACCAUCUCCUGACAAGCAGGUUGACCCAUCUCAGAGUGACCUCGGCACGUUGGCAAAUGUAGUGACGUCACUUGCCCACCUCACCAAAGCCAGGGAGGCAAGUGACAUCGGCACCGACCUGAUGGGAGAUGAAACGCUUAGCAACGGUGACAGCUCGAUGACAGACCUGCAAGGAGAUGGGCAAAGUGCAAGUGAUAUUACUCGAGCUUUCGACAACCUGGCCAAAGUCCUGCACCCUGGUGGUGGCCCAGCGGGAGAUUCCUUGGAGGCCAUGAUGCAGCUGAUGUCGGGGGUCCAGUCGGGUCCAAUAGUGGAGUUGGAGGGACCUAUACUCUCUGGCAGCCAUUUCCCCUUUAAGCUUAUGAUGCCUUUGCCUGUGCCAGAGUACCUCAAUGUCAACUACAUUUGUGAGUCAGCUUCCCGGCUACUUUUUCUCUCUAUGCACUGGGCACGCUCCAUUCCUGCUUUUCAGAUCCUGGGUGGUCAAGACAAUGACAUUAACUUAAUGAAAGCCUGCUGGAAUGAAUUGUUUGCCCUGGGUCUGGCACAGUGCUCCAACAUCAUGAAUGUUGGUACCAUCCUAAGUGCCAUUAUCAACCAUCUGCAGACCAGCUUACAGGAAGAUAAGCUGUCCCCAGAUCGAGUAAAACUAGUAAUGGAGCACAUCUGGAGAAUGCAGGAGUUCUGUAACAACAUGAUCAAGCUGUCCCCAGACUCUUAUGAAUAUGCAUACCUGAAAGCCAUUGUUCUCUUCAGUUCUGAUCACCCAGGCAUUGAUAACACACCACAGAUCGAGCGCUUUCAGGAGAAGGCCUACAUUGAGCUGCACGACUACGUAACCUCGUCCUACCCAGAGGACUCCUAUCGGUUAUCCAAGUUGUUGCUGCGUCUUCCCGCCCUCCGUCUGAUAAGUGCAGCUGUUACCGAGGAGCUGUUCUUCGCUGGGCUAAUCGGCAAUGUGCAGAUCGACAGCAUCAUCCCGUACAUUCUCAAAAUGGAGUCCACUGACUAUAACAGCCAGGUCGUGUCUGGAGUCUGACACGUCGUUCCAUUUGUAAUAGCAACUUUGGACUGUUGAAACUCGCCAGCCAGCCAAUCAGAGUGCUCCCCAGAGCCAAAAGUAAGUGGUCACAACAUACUGUAGUGGGGACUCGGCCUCCAAUGAGGAUUCUGUUUUCACUCGUACCUCGCUUUUUUUUUUGACUCCUCAGUAAGCAGUCAGUAGGGCACAACCCAAAAAGAGGACAAACAUAAAUCAACUUCAUGGGAAAAGUGAGUCUGCCAGUAUCUCCCCAUUCAGGAAUGAACCCUUGAAACCUGCAUAGUAGAAUGUGCUUUUUAUUGUACAUAGUAUUUUAUGCUUCAUCUUCUUCCAUCUUUAACUGUAUGUAGAUUUGUAUAUAGAGUGAACCAAGAAUUCUGAAAUGGGAAGCACUUGUUAAUUUCAUAUUAUGAACAAAUUAAUGUGAAUGGAAAGUGUUGUCAUUUGAAAAUAAAAAACAAAUACUUUUCAA
Molecule: messenger RNA, 2495 nt
Organism: Gasterosteus aculeatus aculeatus (three-spined stickleback)
Lineage: Eukaryota; Metazoa; Chordata; Actinopteri; Perciformes; Gasterosteidae
Product: nuclear receptor subfamily 2 group C member 1-A-like
Biological process (GO): regulation of DNA-templated transcription
Molecular function (GO): DNA-binding transcription factor activity; sequence-specific DNA binding; zinc ion binding
Source: RefSeq, a predicted model, not a curated record